This is a messenger RNA of Entamoeba invadens IP1, 1119 nucleotides long. Its product is annotated as U1 small nuclear ribonucleoprotein 70 kDa, putative. The transcript is spliced from 2 exons. NCBI's taxonomy places the organism in Eukaryota, Evosea, Mastigamoebida, Endamoebidae. Bases 1 to 1119 code for a protein of 372 amino acids. Gene Ontology annotation, cellular component: cytosol. Gene Ontology annotation, molecular function: mRNA binding. The record is from RefSeq and is a predicted model, not a curated record.
AUGACUACACUUUACGUCUCUGAUGUGGACGGAUCUAUCACAGAGGAAAAACUUAAAAACCUUUUUGACCCUUUUGGGGUUGUUCUCAAGUUUUAUGUGAUUGAAAAUGGCGGAAAGAAAACAUGGAUAGGGAGUGACGGCACAGCAACAAUCAAAAAGUCGUGCAAAGGACCAAACGAUUUCUUUUACGCUUUUGUCGAAUAUGGCAAAGAGGAAGAAGCUUCGAAGGCGCUCAAAGCUAUGGACCAGUACGAAAUAGCAGGUAAACGCCUCAACGUCAAGUUCGCGAAAUUGAAGGAAGGCAAGAGCUUCAGUCGACACUCACCACCACCUUUGCGCGAUUAUGACCGCGACGACAGAGAUUUUGAAAGAGGAAGAAGAGAAGACAGAGAUUCAUAUCGUCCUCUAUCACCAAGAAACAGAAGCCGAUCAACAGAAAGACCAAUGAGAAGAGAACAACGGGACGAGAGAGACGACUAUUUCAGAGAUAGACCACUCGACCGAUCCAGAGAUGAUCGUGACUUUUAUAGAGAUAGUCGUGAUAGCAAUCGAAACUAUCCAGAUAGAUUUUCUGAUCAAAGAAGUGGGACAAUGUUAAGAGCCCCAGAUAGGGUUGAGAGACGGUAUGACGAUUUUCCAGUGAGAGGGUACAGAGAUAGGUUUGACGACAGAAAUGAACGAAACGAAAGGAGCGAAAAGCGAGACGAAAACUCGUUCAGGCGAGUUGACAGAUUCGAAAAGUUUGAUAGAGCAGCCAGGUACUCGACCAAUACACAGGACGAACCAAUCUAUCCGCGACAAGACAGAUUUGAAAGGAAAAACUUACUGCGGGACGAAUCAAGAACGUACGAAGAUCGUAUACCAGUGGAUCGAUUUGGUGGCGAACGGAGAGACCGGAUGAGCAACUUUUCAGAGAGAGUUCCAGUUGAUAGGUUUGGACGAGACCGGGAAAGGACCCCGUACGAUCGACAAAGCACUGAUGGACCAACUACCGACAGAGGCAGCGACAGAAUGGACGUUGAUAGAAUGAGGGUCCCUGACGGUUUGAGAAGGGAAGAGAGGGAACAACCACCAAGAGAACCGUACAUUAGAGACAGAUUCGAUAGCAGGGGUUAUUGA